Anguilla rostrata (American eel) is the source of this 5157-nucleotide messenger RNA. It is a transcript of the gene mcamb, whose product is annotated as melanoma cell adhesion molecule b. Lineage: Eukaryota; Metazoa; Chordata; Actinopteri; Anguilliformes; Anguillidae. The record is from RefSeq and is a predicted model, not a curated record. Gene Ontology annotation, cellular component: synapse; neuron projection; plasma membrane. Gene Ontology annotation, molecular function: signaling receptor binding. Gene Ontology annotation, biological process: susceptibility to natural killer cell mediated cytotoxicity; detection of stimulus; cell recognition. The transcript is spliced from 17 exons. Bases 96 to 1988 code for a protein of 630 amino acids.
CUCUCUAUCUUGCUGUCCAGCUCGUUAUUAUCUCUUACAAGGAGUGAGGACCGACCUCUACAUUCUCCCAUUGCACGGGAUAAGGCACGCGGAUCAUGGCUUUCCGAAAAAAGACUUUCAUCUUCGCGGGACUUUACGCGUUCCUCGCGAUGUGGCAAGUGUGGGCUCACGUUGACAUGGUCAUGAAGGACAGGGUGGAGGUGAAAAGCGGGAGCAGAGCAGAGAUCCCUUGCCGCUGUGUUGUUACCGGUCAGCCCGAUGUGGUGAUAGUGCAGUUGUUUGUGGUAACAAAAAAAAGUGGCAGCAGGCAGCGGAUCUACUACAGCGACGGCUCAGCCGAGACCAUGGAUAGCAGCACACAUUUUGAGGGCCGGAUCAGCGUCAAACGGUCCAGGACCGGCGAAGCCGCGAGCGGCUCAGCUCACAUCGAGGACAUCUUGCUGGUUGUGGACGACGUGCGACUGGACGAUCAAGGGGAAUACAUCUGCCAGGUCAACGCCAUGUCCGCUGGCAACAAGGAGGGCACAUCCCAGCUGAUGGUUUUUGUGUCUCCAGAGACUGUAGUCAUUCAGGGUGAAACCUCUGUCAACUCUGUCACCAAUAAACUGCCCUCUAAGAUUGCUGAGUGUGAAGCCCGGAACAGCUACCCCAAACCCACCAUCGUCUGGUACCGUGACCACACCCCUCUGCAGGAUGACGAAGACUUGGUCAUCAUAAGGCAUCGUGAGACACAGGAAUCCAGUGGUCUUUUCACCGUGCAGAGUGACCUGCAGCUAAAGGUGGUCAAAGAGGACAAGGAUGCCUCCUUCUACUGCGAGGUCAAUUACUUUGUUCCUGGUGGUAGGCAGAACAUGAAGGAGUCGGAGCGCAUCAACAUCACUGUGCACUAUCCACCUUCAAGUGUGUCGCUUGUCCAGAUCUCUCCAGAAGGCCUGGUGAAAGAGGGGGACACGGUGGAGAUCCAGUGCCGCUCUGAUGGGUAUCCUCCUCCAGAUAUCACCUUCAGGCGAGAGGGCAAAGAGGAAGAUUUAACCUCGGAUCUGGGCCUGCUGGCCUUACACGACGUGACUCGGGCAGACAGUGGCACAUAUCACUGUCACUCCCUGGAUUAUGCCAGUUUUGUGGAGGCGGAGGGAAAAAUUGAUCUCCAAGUACACCACCUCGAUCACGCUGUGAUGUACCCCAAAGACAUGGUUGUGGAACAAGGUGAGAACAUGACGGCCACUUGCAAUGCCCAAUCCUCCCUGCCUACCGAGACUGUGUGGUACAAGGAUGGCGUUCAGGUGGGCGAGGGGCACACGCUGGACCUGCAGAAUGCCACGUUCGACAGUGCCGGGGAGUACAUCUGCGAGAUCUCAGUGCCUUCUUUACCUGGCCUGCAGGUCACUGGUUCCACCUUCAUAAUAGUACAGGGAGCCCCAGAGAUCAGAGACCCCGAAGCCACAGUCAUGGAGGAGAGGGUGAAGAAGUCUGUGAACCUGAGUUGUGAGGCAUGGGGGUACCCCAAACCCACCAUCACCUGGAAGAAAACUGGUGGCCAGAACUGGCAGGAGGUGUCAAACAAAGAAACUCCAAAUGGUGCCCAGAGUGUGGUGACCUUCACAGUAACCUCUGACCUCACAGCUGCCUGCAAUGCAACCAAUGACAUCGGCACAGACACUAAAUUAUUCAACAUCAGAGCCAUUCCCCUGACCACCUCCAAAGCAGUAACCAAAUCACCAUAUCCGGAGAAGGUUAAAAAAGAGGGCAGUGGCGUGAUCAUUGCAGUCAUCAUCAUUUGCAUCCUCCUGCUGGCCAUCCUUGGCAGUGUGCUGUACUUCCUGUACAAGAAGGGAAAGCUCCCCUGUGGCCGCUCAGGGAAACAGAACAUUAGUUCAGAGAAGUCCAGUAAAGAUGACAUCAUUAUGGAGAUGAAGAGUGAAAAAAGUGAGGAAGCUGUGCUUCUACAGGGAGUCAAUGGGGAGAAAAAGGCCCUUAAUGACCAGUAAAGGGCGAGCAGUACAUGGAUGUGCAGAAGUGAGGAAGAUGAGUGGAAGCUGAUCCAGGUUCAUUUGCCUAGUAGGAUGAAGAACUUCCUGGGAUACUCCCCAUUGCCCAUUGCUUUUGUAUUUCUCUAGGGGUGUGGCAGUGCAGCUGCACACACAAACUCCCUGAAUACUCCACUGCAGGACUCAAGCAACGUUAGACAUCAAAGAUUCUUUUUCAUCAUUUAACCCUGAAUGCCAUAUCCGGCAUUAUAUGGUAAUGGUGGUCUGCCAUUAUCUGUAAAUAUUAUAUAUUAUUAUAUAUUAUAUAUAUAUUUACAGAUAAUAAUUUACAGAUAUAGUAUAUAUUUAGUUAUUUAAAAUAACCCAACAAAAAAACCCCUUUAAAAACACAUGCUUUAUCCAUAGCCAUUCUGAGUUUAUGUAUCUUUUCAGUUUUUUUUUCAUGACGUAUUAAACUCACCAGAGUGGUAGGUUUAGUUGGAUGUGAGGAAUGUGAGAGGUAUGUGGCAGGUGUGCGUGAGAUGCAUGGGUGUGAGGUGUGUGACGGACAUGUAAAAGGCGCGUGAGGCGCGUGUGAGGGCAUGUGGCGUGUAAGCCUGCACUCCCACACGCUCCGCAAGUCUCUACACUGAAACCCAGAGAGCCCUGUCAGGUACCACACAUCACAAACCAACAACCCUUACAUUUUACACACAGUCCAUUAAACUAGCAUCUGGAUGCGACAGAGCGUCUCUGGUGCAUUGGAGGUCACAGAGAUGACAUGGGAAAGUUGAAUGUUGUCGUGGUGUGAAAAUGACCAGCAUACUGUAGGACACUGGCUUUGCUUCGUAGUAUCUCCAUUGUGAAUGAGCACAGUAUAUCUGUUUGCCUGUGAUUAGAGGGGCUCUUUUUCAUAUGCAGACUGCAUUCUGAUUGACUGCAGACAGGCAAUGAGUGGCCCAGCAUGGGUCAGAUGUUUGCUGUGGGUUUUAGGCUUUUGCUGCAAUAUUUACUUUGUUACUCACAAAGUCUUUUUUUGUAGAAUAAACAAAUUGCUAAGCAGGUUUGUUUUUUUGGAAUCUCUUGUACCUACGAUGACAUUCAUGCGGUAUUCUUUCAGCUAACAAAUCAAAAUGAUGUAAGUUCAGCAGCCAUAAACAUGGUGGCAUCUCACUGCGCUUCUAAAGUAAAGGGACCCUUGAAUGCAGACUGGUUUGGGUGUGGUAGUGGUGGUUCUGGCUGAAUGCAGGUUUGGUUAGGUGUGGUAGUGAUGGUUUUGGGUGACUCCAGGCUGGGUUGGGUGUGGUAGUGGUGGUUCUUGGUGACUACAGGUUGGGUUUGGUGUGAUAGUGAUGGUUUUGGGUGAUUGCAGACUAGGUUGCGUGUGGUAGUGAUGGUUUUGGGUGACUGCAGGCUGGGUUGGGUGUGGUAGAGGCGGUUCUUGGUGACUGCAGGUUGGGUUGGGUGUGAUAGUGAUGGUUUUGGGUGACUCCAGGCUGGGUUGGGUGUGGUAGUGGUGGUUCUUGGUGACUACAGGUUGGGUUUGGUGUGAUAGUGAUGGUUUUGGGUGAUUGCAGACUAGGUUGCGUGUGGUAGUGAUGGUUUUGGGUGACUGCAGGCUAGGUUGGGUGUGGUAGAGGCGGUUCUUGGUGACUGCAGGUUGGGUUGGGUGUGAUAGUGAUGGUUUUGGGUGACUGCAGGCUCGGUUGGGUGUGGUAGUGGUGGGUGUGGGGGUAUAUUGUGGUGGGAGGAGUCAUAGUUGUGGUUGGCGCAGUGGCUAGUUGGUGGUGGUCAGGUUUCACUGUCUAGUGCUGUGCAGUUUCUCUCCCAUCUUUGAGGUCCCAGGAUGUCACUGUCCAUUACACUCCCAAGCAGAUGGUCAGAGGACUGAAUCCCAUAACUCCACUGCAUUGGGGAGCCAAUCUAAACUCACAUCAAGUGAGUGAAUGAAGAACUCAAGUGUCCAGCUGUACAAAAGACCCACAAACACUGCAGCCCUCUAGCACCAGGGCCUGUGUGUGAAGCAGAUCCAGCAAAAUCCUCCAACACAGUAUGCGAGAUUUGUGCAGGGUAUGUACAGAGAGUGAGCUCUGUGUGGAAGGGUCUGUGCCGUCUUCUCAAACAGUUUCAAAGUCCCGCUGAAUUCAAGCAGCCAAUGGAAAAAUAUUAUCCUUCAUAAACUACUGUCAAGGUCUCCCACUGUCUCUAAGUAUCAGGGUAGAUAAUCACUGGAUAACUGUGGAUUCCAGUGUGAGGAGUGAGCUUUACCUUGCCUUUGUGAAAUGGCCGUACUACGUAGAAAGCACAAGGCUUGGGGACUUUCGCUUUGUCCAUUGUUUUUUUUUCCCUCAUGAAAAAGUGAGGCGCACUGAAAUAUGUUUGGGUUGUUUAUAUUAAGCCUGUUUUAUGAACCUUGUUUGGUAUUACUGCAGAGUGGUUCUCUUACUGCAUGGUAGAAAAUACCAAACAUCACAUGGCAAAAGUUCUCCUAAGAAAAUAUUUCUGACAUUGUAUAUAUUUAGAGUUCAAUAAAACUGUAAAUCGGUAACACAAAUCAAGUCAUUCAGUGGUUAAGCCUCUGACAACGUUUCAUUUAUGUUUGUUGCCAAACUGCUUUCAAUCAACUGAUUCAUCUACAGUGAAAAUACAUCAGUUUAAAAUUGAGAAUCUGAAGUUGGUAGUAUUAGAGAUAUUUGUAUUCUUGCAGACCGAAGGGAUCAUUUGCACCAUUUUUAUGACCUUUUUUUUUAUUUUUUACAAUUUGAAAAAGAUCAUUAUUUUUGUAUUACUUAGCGCGGUGUUGUGUGUAGCCCUCUCAGAUCGGUUAUUGGACAUAUUUGUGGCCUCAUACAUUUUUUAUUUAGAAGAAAAAUGGCAAAUUACAUAUAAGCAUCAGUGGGGAAAAUUAAGGGAGUAAGGGAGUAAGAAAUUCCUGUUGAUUAAAAAAAAAAAUGUAACUGCUAAAGCACACCAACCUCCUCCUACUGCCCAUAUUUAGUUGUUUUUCCCCGCUUUAGAUCAGGUUUUGAAAAUAUGUACCUGUAUAUGUGGGAAUGUUGUCUGAAUUAUUAUUUCUAAUGUUUUUGAUUUAGUGUGUAAAUUAAAUACUUGUAAACCGAUGCUUACAUUUUGUUUUCACAAUUCUUUUGGAAGUAAACUAUGCCAAAUAAAAAUGACUAUUCAACAGAAA